Culex quinquefasciatus (southern house mosquito) is the source of this 455-nucleotide messenger RNA. RefSeq names its product peritrophin-1. NCBI's taxonomy places the organism in Eukaryota, Metazoa, Arthropoda, Insecta, Diptera, Culicidae. Gene Ontology annotation, molecular function: chitin binding. Bases 126 to 389 code for a protein of 87 amino acids. Gene Ontology annotation, cellular component: extracellular region. The record is from RefSeq and is a predicted model, not a curated record. The transcript has 2 exons.
GAUAAGAUGACCACUUCAAGUUUCCCGUAUUUUAUAUAAAGUUGUAAAGAGCCUCAGCGUGACUUGUAGUGUGCCAGCAGAUAAUCGUAUCGGUUGAAGAAAUUCAAGUGCAAAAGUAUUUCACAAUGAAAGGAAUCGUAAUUUUCCUGCUGGUAAUCGCAACCACCCUCGCGCUCGAUUACCCCCGCGAGUGCCCAUCAGCAGCGGAAGAAGAUCCCUGGCAUCCCGUCCAUCUACCGCACCCAACCGAUUGCAGCAAAUUUUACAAAUGCUUCAAAGGACAAAAGCACGAGAAAGUUUGCCCCGCCAGCUUGCACUGGAACAUCAAACGGGACUACUGUGACUAUCCGGAAGAGGCAAAAUGUGUGCGGCCGUUGCCGGAUUUCUAGUGUCGGAAUUUCUUUUGGUUCUACAAUUUAAAGUGACUCGAAUAAAGAUUUGUGUUGGAUAAUUGA